Molecule: messenger RNA, 551 nt
Organism: Zychaea mexicana
Lineage: Eukaryota; Fungi; Mucoromycota; Mucoromycetes; Mucorales; Lichtheimiaceae
Exons: 1
Coding region: 113-415 (100 amino acids)
Source: RefSeq, a predicted model, not a curated record
CUCACAUUAUAUGGACUAGUUGCUUUUUCGCUUUACUGUGGUAGUAGUAGCUGAGCUUCUGCUACAUAUUCUCUUGUACAUACACACACACACGCACACAAAAGGUGUGAGCAUGUUUUUUGGUGUUACCAACAACCUGCAGAACGCCUUGUUAUUUUUUUUUCUAACCUUCUUUUUUUCUGUAUAUCUCACUGCUGCCACUACUCCACAUCUUUCCCUUCUCUUCUGGCUUCUUCUUUUUGUGCUUUUCUCCCCUCUCUUUUUUCUCUCUCCUCGUAUAGGCAACAAGAACAACAGGAGCAACAAUAGGAACACUACGCACGCAUACAGCGCUCUCUCACGCAAACGAACGGACCUCUCGGUUUCCACCAACGUCGACCCUGACCUUUUUGUUGUAAACGCUCUCAAACAAUGAACAUUCCUACAACACCAAUACCAUGCUCUUCGACCGGACAACAGACAAACAGUAACAACGGCAACACCAUGACGACCACUAGCACAAACAAAACCUUCGCACAAUCUUCGUUGUCGUCGUCAUCAUCAUCCCAAGC